CGAGUCUCCGAUCUGGAAAGGGAGUUGAGAAGGGCAAGGUUAGACUGCGAAGAAGAGAGAAGAGCAAGGGAACAGUUAGGAGGCAUGUUAACGUCACACGAGCAAGAAUUUAGAGGGAUGAGAGACUGGGUAAUUACCGGUGAUGAAAUUGAAAUCAGAAGAGACCAGCGACUCGGGGAAGGUGCGUGGGGAAUCGUCUACCGUGGAAAUUUUCAAGGAUGUGAUGUAGCUGUAAAAGAAAUACACCCAGUCAUUAUGUCUGAUCGAAUCAGGCAAUUGUUUGAAAGAGAAGUGGACAUUGCCUCAAGGUGCCGCCAUCCCUGCCUAUUGCAAUUUAUUGGUGUAACAACUGGUGAGAGACCCCUGUUAGUUACGGAGAUAAUGGAAUGCAGUCUAAGG
Porites evermanni is the source of this 399-nucleotide messenger RNA. Lineage: Eukaryota; Metazoa; Cnidaria; Anthozoa; Scleractinia; Poritidae. The record is from the annotation of a GenBank genome assembly.